Messenger RNA from Arabis nemorensis, 2391 nucleotides. Lineage: Eukaryota; Viridiplantae; Streptophyta; Magnoliopsida; Brassicales; Brassicaceae. The record is from the annotation of a GenBank genome assembly.
AUGGACAGGGAGGCUAACCUUCCGGUCCUACCGGAUAAACCUCCGAAGAGUCUGAUUAGACCCAUCUUAAACCAGGAAUCAACAUCGUCUUCUUCCUCCUCCUCGCCGGAACUUAUUCGCCAUCUCCAAGCCGCUUUCAAACGCCACCGUCCACUCAAUAUGCAGACGACUACUAUCGGGCCUCGGCGAAGUGUUGUUCCGAAACGAGAGGCUUCAAGAGGUUCACGUUUGGUAACAGGUUCUACAGCUGAAGGGCAGAGAUCUCAGGAUGUUGUUUCGCUAAGUCAGAGUCUUGCUGCUAAUACGUUGACACAGGAUACAAGAAACUUAGCCACUUCCGUUGCUGGAGAAUCUAUCGACAAUGCGUCAAUUACGCCACCUUCAGUCUCAGGAACUAUUAAUAAUAUGUUUGGUGAGAGUUUCAAGCCAUCAGACAGACAGAUGGAUUUGCCAAAACCCACUGUUGCUAAUUUAGAAAGCAAAUUGGAUAUAGGAUCUCGUAACGAAAAUGCUCACAAAAAGGUCCAAUCUCUUAUUGGUAGCACCCUCACUUCUCAUGAUAUGGAAUGGGAUGCAACAAACCAGGCUGAAGCAUCAAAUCUCGGUGGUCGUACUGGAUCAAGACAUCAGAAUCAACAGACUGGAGAGUCUGAGAUCAGUUUGAAAUCUGAAUACAAGGUUUCGUCUUCAUUGGCGAAGACACAGGGUCAUCUGGGAGAAUUUCGUAACUUCUUGAAUCAACCUGCAUCUCAAUGUUCUGUCAUGGGUUCAUCCUGUGCUACAACUACGCUAAUCCAUUCAUCUUCAGCUCCUAUGUUAAAUGCAACUACCCAAGUCUCUCGUUCGUAUGUAGAGGCUGAUCGAAAUGCAAAUCCCCAUGCUGUUAAAAGUCCAGGGAACUUGCCUUCUGUUCAUCCUUCUUCCAAGGACAGGAACAUUCUACAUGCGAAUAAGGAUGCUCCUGCAUCUGAAAUUCCUUCAUCAACUAUUGAUACAGAAUUAAGAGUCAAACAGACAGAUAAGUCUACGCAGCAACAGUGCACAACAAAAGUUGAAGUUCCAGUGGUAUCUUCCACUCAUGGGAGUGAUGGACAAGCCAAUGCUCGUCUACCCGAUGAGUUGCUUACCGGUGUUAGUUCACAGCCACAGAAACCAGAUAAGCAUGAAAAGGCUGCAAGUAGCAAAGGAACGUCAGCGCCUCGUAAAAGAAACUAUGAUCCAGACUUGUUCUUUAAAGUCAACGGAAAGCUCUAUCAAAGGCUUGGUAAGAUAGGAAGUGGAGGGAGCAGUGAGGUCCACAAAGUUAUUUCUUCAGAUUGUACCAUAUACGCGCUCAAAAAAAUCAAGCUCAAGGGUCGUGACUAUGCUACAGCAUAUGGAUUUUGCCAGGAAAUCGGAUAUCUAAAGAAGCUGAAAGGGAAAACCAACAUCAUUCAGCUAGUAGACUAUGAGGUCACGGAUAAGACUUUACUCCAGGAGGUUUUGAAUGGCACAAUGAGUAACAAAGAGGGAAGAGUUAAGGACGAUGGAUUUAUAUAUAUGGUACUGGAAUAUGGAGAAAUCGAUCUGGCUCACAUGUUGUCCCAAAAAUGGAAGGAAAUUGAAGGGUCUGACCGGACAAUUGAUGAAAAUUGGCUUCGGUUCUACUGGCAGCAAAUACUUCAAGCUGUGAACACCAUACACGAGGAACGGAUUGUGCACUCUGAUUUGAAACCCGCAAAUUUCCUUCUUGUCAGAGGCUUUUUAAAGCUUAUCGAUUUUGGUAUCGCUAAGGCCAUCAAUAGUGACACUACGAAUAUUCAACGAGAUUCACAAGUGGGGACUUUGAGUUACAUGUCACCAGAAGCAUUCAUGUGUAACGAAACCGAUGAAAAUGGAAACACUAUAAAAUGCGGAAGGCCAUCAGAUAUUUGGUCACUUGGUUGCAUACUAUACCAAAUGGUAUACGGAAGAACGCCUUUUGCAGAUUAUAAGACCUUCUGGGCGAAAUUCAAAGUCAUAACCGAUCCAAACCACGAGAUUACUUACAAUCAGCUCUCAAACCCGUGGCUUAUCGAUCUAAUGAAGAAAUGUCUAGCUUGGGACCGUAACCAAAGAUGGAGAAUCCCUGAGCUUCUCCAACACCCUUUCCUUGCUCCACCGAUCCCACCCGAGCGUCAAGUGAAAAGCAUUCAACUGCUAAGUCACAUAGCUGAAUCUUUUGGUAGUGAUGACCAUAAAGCAAACACAAUGAUCUCUCAGCUUGAACAAUUGCUUACAGAUCCUGCUCCUCUUCCAAGAAAUGAUCUGUUAGAUUCAAGAGACGAAAAACAUCAACUUCUCUCUCGGGUUUCAGAACUUUGUCUUCAACUCCAAGAUCUGUUACUAGGUCUUGAAGGAGACAAAAAGUAA